Messenger RNA from Numida meleagris (helmeted guineafowl), 1994 nucleotides. It is a transcript of the gene PAK1IP1, whose product is annotated as PAK1 interacting protein 1. Gene Ontology annotation, molecular function: protein binding. NCBI's taxonomy places the organism in Eukaryota, Metazoa, Chordata, Aves, Galliformes, Numididae. Bases 74 to 1180 code for a protein of 368 amino acids. The transcript has 11 exons. The record is from RefSeq and is a predicted model, not a curated record.
GCGGCCGGGCAGGCAGGCACCGCCGAGGACAGGCCGAGCGCAGGCGGCAGGGCCCCGCGGGGCGGCGGCGUCAAUGGAGCUGGUGGCCGGCUGCUACGAGCAGGUUCUCUUCGGCUUCGCCUCGCGGCACGGAGAGCCCUGGACGAUUGCCCCAGACUUUACCCACCAUGCCCACACCGCUUCCCUGUCCGCGGUAGCAGUGAACAGCAAAUAUGUGGUCACUGGGAGCAGAGAUGAGACGAUCCAGAUCUAUGACAUGAGGAAGAAGGUGGAGCACGGGGCGUUGCUGCAGCACAAUGGCACAAUAACUUGUCUGGAGUUCUAUGGUACUGCACAUCUACUGAGUGGGGCUGAAGAUGGACUGAUUUGUAUCUGGAACACAAAGAGAUGGGAAUGCCUGAAAUCCAUUAAGGCGCAUAAAGGGCAUGUGACAUCUCUUUCUAUUCAUCCAUCUGGGAAAUUAGCUUUGUCAGUAGGAACAGAUAAAACCUUAAGAACUUGGAAUCUUGUAGAAGGACGAUCAGCCUUUAUCAAAAACCUGAAGCAAAAUGCCCACAUAAUUAAAUGGUCUCCUGACGGAGAGAGGUAUGUGACUGUGAUAACGAAUAAAGUGGAUAUCUACAAGCUCGAUACAGCUUCAAUCACUGGCACUAUCACAAUAGAGAAGAGAAUUUCUUCCCUUAGAUUUAUUACAGAUUCUAUACUUGCCAUAGCUGGAGAUGAUGAAAUUAUAAGGUUCUACAGCUGUGAAUCUCAAAAAUGUCUGUGUGAAUUUAAAGCUCAUGAAAACAGAAUAAAAGAUAUCUAUAGUUUUGAAAGGGAAGGACAACAUGUUAUUGUUACCGCAUCCAGUGAUGGUUACAUUAAAGUGUGGAAUCUGGAUCUUAAUAAGAUUAAAAAUGUGCCAUCCUUAUUAUGUGAAGUCAAUACCAAAGCUAGGCUGACAUGUCUUGCAGUGUGGCUUGACCAAGCUUCAGAAAUGAAAGAAAACUGUGAAAAAGCUGCGACAUCGGCUCAAGCAAACGAAGAUGAGAAACCAUCGGUAGUCAGGAAGAAGAAAGUUUGUUGGACGAAUAAAAGUGGUAAAUUGACAAGACGACAUAGCAAAAUUGUUCCAGCUAAGCGAAAAUUGGAAGCUCCACUGCAAAAGAAGAAAAAGAAGCAGAACAGCUCAGAAUGAAGGCAAAUACUUUUUCUCCUGAAUAAGAAAUGAAUUGACUGAUCAUUCUGAGAAGUAAUAAAAGAGAUGGCAACUUUACCUGAGAGAAUGAGGCUAAAACAAAUUCACAGUAUGUAACACUUACAUUUUUAUAUUUACAACAGCAUACACUUUUAAUUUAACAGAUUCUGAAAUAGCCAGCUAAAAUGAUAAAAAUAGAUACAUCUGUGUCAGUUAAAUUUGUGUCUCAGUUAACUACAUAUUAAAAUUAUAUACAAUUUUUCAUUUUUAUGUCAGAGAUUUUCUGUUCAGUCCAUUGAAAAUAUGAUCUGCCUUUGUCACUCAUGAUUUCUACUGUAAGAAGAAACAUAUUCAAAUUACUUAAAAUAUUAUCACUUUCCAUUCAUACAUUCACAAAAAACUGCUUUUUAGUUCUUAAGCCAGACUUAUGUUAUGCAUAGAUUUUAUAAGCAGAAUAUUUGUUUUUUUACUGUGUACUCAAUGCAUUUAAUUUUUUGUUUAAGUCCUUGCACUCCUAUGUAAAGUCAAGGUCCCCCUUUUUUCCAGGAGUUGCCUGACUCAAAUAAACACUUUAAGAGUGUUUAUUAAAAGUUUACACCAUAUGCUUUCAAGAACUUCCACAAUACCAAUGUACUAUGGAUAGAUGAGCUUUAGGGGUUCACAUGAUUGAAAUCUUUUGUUCAGAAUACAAUAUAUUAUGUUUAGAUGGAAGAGUUAAUAGGGUUUUACUUUCUCUUCUCCAUACCCAUAUUUUUUCAUGUCCUUGAUCUGAGCCAUGUUGUAAAUAUUAAAAAAGAAAAAUUAACAUUUGAAA